AUGGCCCGCUCAAAACAUGGAACGGUAACAAGCAGCAUAAAAUCACGUUCUUUUGUCAAGUUAAAAAACACUAACAACAACAACACUCUCAACAGCAACAACACUAACAACAACAACACUAUCAACAACAACAAAAACACUUGCCACCACGACAACACCAACCAAAACAACAACAUUAGCCACAACAACAACACUAUCAUCAACACUAACUACAACAACAACACUAACAACAACGACAACAACAUUAAUAUCAUAAAAAUCUACCAGGACACGAUGAACUGCUUCCGACACCAGCUGGAUGGUUGCCGUGGAAACGAGAAAGCGGUAAAUCACGUGAAUCUACAGACGGAGAGAAUGUGGAUCUAUGAAUAUUCAUGCUCUUCAACGAACUUAAAACGCAGACUGGCAUCUUUAAAAACUGCUCUGAUUAACAUUCAUUUUUGCAUCAAAAACAUUCUCAUCUCACGAACAAUAUGA
This is a messenger RNA of Helobdella robusta, 477 nucleotides long. RefSeq lists its product as hypothetical. The transcript is spliced from 4 exons. The coding region runs from base 1 to 477 and encodes 158 amino acids. Lineage: Eukaryota; Metazoa; Annelida; Clitellata; Rhynchobdellida; Glossiphoniidae. The record is from RefSeq and is a predicted model, not a curated record.